AUGGAGAUUCAAGUGCAAGACGCGGAAGCCGCAAGGCAACUCUCGAAUCAAGACCAAACUGAAACUCACCCGGCUCUUGAUAAUCAGGCUACGGAUGAAAGACAAGACGACUAUGGACACGAAAGACAAACCAAAACGAAGAUCCAAGACGAAAAAGAUGCUCGAGCGUCAGAGUCACUACUUCAUACAUUUGAAGAUGAUAAAGAGGCCAUCACUCCCGCCCAUGGACUAGGAUCCCGCGAUGCGCGCUCCCAGCAACCAAUGGAAACGCACAACAAUGACACAGAUGGACCAGAAGUCAUAUAUCUAUGCGAUCACCUUGGCUCUCGCUAUGUCUUUCCGUUCGAGCACUGCUCCUCAAAAGAGGAUAUCGAGCCACUUUGGAAAGAAAUCUACGCAGAAACAGACAAAAGCUACCUCGACAAGAUCAAUGAGGGAACCUAUAAGGUAGAAAAUGUCAAAGGCGCUAACAUCUUGCCGAGUGCUUGGAGUAAGCUUGUCACACCCGGUUCGACAAUCCGGAUCGUAUUUGUCAAUCGCUCGGCAAAUUCUCCACAGUCAGGGCCGCCGUUACGGGCUCAUCUAGGAGACACCAUAGAAGGUCAUGGGACUGGUGGUCCCAGAGUCUUGCGUACUGUUACUUUUGAAGAACCACGGUCCGUAUCGCCAUCGUCAAGAUCAGAAACCGCUGCCACUGCAGAAAGCGAUCUGGCUGGAGAUGUUUUCAAAGAUGACUUUUCGGGAGAGUACUCUACCGAUUACGAGUCUAGUGAAAGCGAGAUGUCGAGUAAUGAGGAGAUACCGACUCCAGAGGACUACAUACAUUCAUCGGUCCCUCGCUCCAUCGCGACUCCAGUUGACGCUGAGGGCAAAGUGCUUUCAUUCCAGGCGCAGAUCAAGCAGCCAAGACGCAGCAACAUGCUAAAUCACGACUUAGGGAUACAUGGAGAGAAGAAGGCAAUACGUAAAAGUGAUGUUGAAACUUGGAAGAUCACGAAGGCAAUGAUGACAGAGUUUGAGGGCCGAUAUGUACUCCAAAUUCAUACAUUACCCGGCCCAGAGAAUGCUCGGCUACAGGAAGGUGUGAGAACAACAUGGUAUCACAUUCAGGCUUCGCAGCUCGACUUUGAGAGAUUCCAAGACGUUUGUUUGGCCAUACCAGGCCUUUCAGACCGGCUGCUGGCGCGCACUCGCGCAUUAUUGACAAAGGUUUAUACGGAGAAAGUCAAACCCUUCUUGGGUGGAAGAUUCAUUGAGCCCGGAACUGUCCUCCGAGUCGAUGAUCCAGAUGGGUCUGACUCUCAACCUGUCAUUUUCAGCUGCGUACCAUAUCUCAGUCUCGAGCCACCAGAAAAACAAGGCUCAGAGGCGAACAAGUCUUGUUUUCCACCUCAUACCCUCAUGCAGGCAAUGUAUUUGUACGAACCAGUACGAGAGCGAGAUGAAGAGCAGUCUUGCAGGAAGUUCAGCGAUGAUCGCUCUGGUAACGUGGUCCAUGUCCCUAAUCUGUGGAUGAUGAAUAUCGGACCUGGUGUAGUCGUAAGCCACGGACAUCGACCUCUGUCCUCAUAUAUGGAUGGGUCUAUCAACGUCGUUCAGGAGAACAUCAAGCCAACCAGUAGGCAAGAUAUCACAAAGAACCCCCUGACAUCAAUCACUAUCACUGAUCAAGGUGGUCAGACACUCAUGUUUCCUGUUGGAAGUUGCAGGUCCUACUUCCAGCUAGAAGCAACAGCCUACGAGCUUGUAAACAACUACAUGACCAAAGCUGGCAUACCGGAAAGCAAGUUCCAUCUACGAUAUGAGACUUUGAAAGAAAGCACGACGAUUCUUCCUGGAGACUGGAGGGAAAUUGUCAACCGAGCAGCUGAUCAUGUUGCAAUCAACAUAAAUAUAUCAGAAGGCCCAGAGGAUGAGAAGUCAGCGAGAGAUUCUCUCAACGGGUCUACGUCAGCAUCCGCGGCUGCAAGGUCUACGACGUCUAUACCACCAUUUUUUCAUUGGCCAGAUCCAACUCGCAAUAUUGUACACCAAGGCGCAAAAAAGCCUACAGCUCUGGGAAAGCCUGACAAGAAACCGAUUACCUAUCUGGAGCAGGUGGAAGCGGCUAUGUUAUCGGAGACCCUCGAUCCCUUAGAAACGACAGAUCACGGUGUCGAUAACGCUUUCACCUCUACCGACUACUACCGGUCUUUGCCAGAGAGAAUGCAAAUGGAAUUCGGUGAUAGCUUGUCCGAUCUCAAAAAUCGCGUGGAACUAGCAAAAAUACCGAAACCUGGCGCUACGUUCCACCAAACCGUCGUUGGCAAUCAACGCAUUGGCAUUCUAGAGCAAUCGAUCGAACUUCUUAAUGUUGUUCAGGAAACUUUGAAGCUAUGGGUGAGUGACCUCGAUAGCGCCUGCGUUCUCCGUAAACUCUCGGGCGCUCUGGAUAAUGUUAGGGAGUGGGCAGUCAUCAUCGAUCAACGCGGUUCUAUAGAACACUAUUUUGGCGAAUACUCUGAUACCAACCGGAAGCAUCCUGCUACGACGGAAUGUGCUUGA
Molecule: messenger RNA, 2544 nt
Organism: Alternaria postmessia
Lineage: Eukaryota; Fungi; Ascomycota; Dothideomycetes; Pleosporales; Pleosporaceae
Exons: 2
Coding region: 1-2544 (847 amino acids)
Source: RefSeq, a predicted model, not a curated record